Messenger RNA from Aureobasidium vineae, 2088 nucleotides. The record is from the annotation of a GenBank genome assembly. NCBI's taxonomy places the organism in Eukaryota, Fungi, Ascomycota, Dothideomycetes, Dothideales, Saccotheciaceae.
AUGGCCUCUUCACAGCAAAAACUCACAGCAGCGAUCCUGAUAAUAUCAGAAACCGCCUCCAAAGACCCUUCAACAGAUAAAUGCAUCCCCACCCUCUCACAAGUAUUCGCCGACCUCGGAUCCACCAACUGGGCCAUUUCAACCACAAAAAUAAUCCCCGAUUCCAUUCCCGCAAUCCAGCAAACUGUUCUUGAGUGCUGCGAUGGAGGCGUCAAUCUCAUCAUCACUUCCGGCGGCACUGGGUUUGCUGUCAAAGACGUGACGCCAGAAGCCGUGCAGCCAUUGAUUGAAAAGCAAGCGCCGGGCUUGGUGCAUGGUAUGUUGGCGAGCAGUUUACAGGUCACGCCGUUUGCGGUCAUGAGUAGACCUGUUGCGGGCGUCAGGGGUCAGAGUUUGAUCAUCACACUGCCGGGGAGUCCCAAGGGCGCAAAGGAGAAUUUGGAGGCCGUGUUUAAGUUGUUGAGUCAUGCUUGUUUGCAGGCGAGUGGUGGGGACUCCAGACAGAUGCAUCAGGGUGGAGUCAAGAAGUUGGAGAAGGAGGCGGGGGUGGGUGGGGUGAGAAGGNUUGGUGGACAUGGGCAUGGACAUGGUCAUGGAUGCGGUCGUGAUCAUGGUCAUGGAGGUCAUCAUGGUCCCAAAGCGCAUACUGCACCCGAAGAUCGGCCACAACAAUCUAACGAUCCUUCUCAAGGGCCCAGCAGAAGAUACAGACAUUCGCCAUACCCAAUGCUCUCGGUCACCGACGCUCUCCAGCAAAUCGACCUUCACACACCUUCACCAACCAUCAUCACACUCCCGGUCAACGAGUCUCUGGUCGGUCAUGUUUUAGCCGAGGACGUGACAGCACCAGAAUCUGUUCCCGCAUUCCGUGCCAGCAUCGUAGAUGGCUACGCUGUCAUCGCCGGCCCAGAAGCCCCCAGCACAAAAGGAACAUUCCCAGUCGCCAUGAUCUCUCACGCUCAAGCCGGAGAACACCAAGAGCUCAAACCAGGACAGAUUGCCAGAAUCACCACCGGUGCUCCUCUACCUCCCGGAGCAACCAGUGUCGUCAUGGUCGAAGACACCACCCUCGUCUCCAAAACCGACGACGGCACAGAAGAAAAAGAAGUCGAGAUCUUGACCUCUGAAAUCGAAGUUGGAGAGAACGUCAGAGAAGUUGGUUCAGACGUCCAAUCCGGCGACGUGAUUAUGCAAAAAGGCGAAGGCAUUUCUGCUGUUGGCGGAGAAUUUGGCUUGCUGGCUUCUGUAGGCGUCAAGCAAGUGUCUGUGUACAAGAAACCUGUCGUAGGUGUCUUGAGCACAGGCGACGAAAUCGUAAACCACGAUCGCGAGGGCGGGCUCAAGCGAGGAGAAGUCAGAGAUACCAAUCGUCCUACCUUGCUCACAGCCAUCCGUGGCUCCGGCUUUGAAGCCAUAGACUUGGGCAUCGUUUCCGACAAGUACGUAACUCCUUCCUUACCUCUCGCUUAUAUCAUCCUCAGGAACACUGACACCAACGCAAAACAGANNCCAGGCGCCUUAGAACAAUCCCUCCGCGACGCGACCCGCAAAGCCGACGUCAUCAUCACCUCCGGCGGCGUCAGCAUGGGCGAACUCGACCUCCUGAAACCAACCCUCGAGCGCCAACUCGGCGGCUCCAUCCACUUUGGCCGGGUAGCCAUGAAACCCGGCAAACCGACUACUUUCGCCACCAUCCCUGUAAAGGCCAACGAUGGCUCUCGAGUCGACAGAGUUGUCUUUUCGUUGCCGGGAAACCCUGCUUCGUGUGUGGUGACCUAUCAUCUGUUUGUUUUGCCUGCACUGCAUAAGUUAGCUGGUGUGGAGCCUAGAGGUUGUGUGAGGGUUAAAGUGUGCUUGGAUGCUGAUGUUAAGUUGGAUAGAAGCAGAGAUGAGUUUCAUCGUGCUGUUGUUAGGGCUGGGGGUGAUGGUUUGUUGCAUGCUGUUUCCACUGGCGGACAGAGGAGUUCGAGGAUUGGUAGUUUUAAGGGCGCGAAUGCGUUGUUGUGUUUACCUGCUGGUGAGGGUGUGGUCAAGAAGGGGGAUAUGGUUGAGGCGUUGGUGAUGGGGAAGUUGGUUGGGUAUGUUUGA